AUGGGUAGAAGAGCCAGAAAUAAACAAGGAGCCCCCCCAUCCUUUGAGGAGAUUCAAACGGCAAAGGAAAAGCGUGCUUUGAAGAAGAGAAAGAGAUUAGAUUCAUCAAAAGCUGCUGAAAGUCCAAAGAAGCCUAAGGCCGCAAAAAAAGACAAGAAACCUCGGAAAAAAGAAGAAACAUCGGAGACACAGGGAACAGAUGAAACAGAGUUUCCUGCAGAUUUGCCGGAAGUUGAUUAUGAUGAGCUUUCACGAGAGAAGAAGUCGUUAUUUGAAGAUUCUGAGGAUGAUGACAAGGAAGACGACGAAGACGAUAAUGUUAAGGUUGGGACAUUAGAUGACUUUGAUGCUGAGCAGGAGGAACAAAUAGAUGAUGAUGUUGAUGAGUAUGAUUCUGAAGAGGAGAACCGUGCUAAGCCUGCCUUCUCUGACGAAGAAGAUGCCGGAGACGAGCUUGAAAUGGAGAAGAUAAAUGCAUCUAACAUGGAAAAGUACUCUGAAUUGUUAGAUAGACGGGCUGAGGAGGAAAAAUUAGAGGCUGAGGAAGAGCUCAUCGAGGGAGCCAUUGAGCAACCAAGGCCCAAAAUUUUGCCCCCACCAGGUACCGAGGAAGAGGAUAAUCCUCAGAAUCAUGAUAUCACUUUUGUGAGAACAAGAAUGUUGGAGAUUGUUAAAGUUUUAGAGAAGUUCAACGAGUUAGGUGAAGAGGGUAGAAGCAGAUCUGAAUACGUUGAUAGAUUGAUAAAAGAUAUAUGCGAAUAUUAUGGAUACACGCCGUUCUUGGCAGAAAAAUUGUUCGAUCUCUUUACUCCAUCCGAGGCGAUGGAAUUUUUCGAGGCCAACGAAGUUCACAGACCAAUCACCAUAAGAACCAAUACUUUGAGAACAAGAAGGCGUGACUUGGCUCAAGCAUUAGUGAACAGGGGUGUGAAUCUCCAACCCAUCGGAAAAUGGACUAAAGUGGGGCUUCAGAUUUUCGAUUCCCAAGUCCCAAUUGGUGCCACACCAGAAUAUUUAGCUGGUCACUAUAUAUUACAAGCUGCCUCUUCGUUUCUUCCGGUGAUGGCUCUUGAUCCACAUGAGAAUGAACGAAUAUUAGAUAUGGCGGCCGCACCAGGUGGUAAAACUACAUAUAUUGCUGCUAUGAUGAAAAACACGGGUUGUGUGUUUGCGAACGAUUCAAACAAAGCAAGAACAAAGGCUUUGGUUGCAAAUAUUCAUAGGUUAGGUUGUGAGAAUGUUAUUGUCUGUAACUAUGAUGCACGUGAAUUUCCUAAAGUGAUUGGAGGAUUUGAUCGUGUGCUUUUGGAUGCCCCAUGCUCUGGUACUGGUGUUAUAUCUAAAGAUGCUAGUGUGAAGACUUCGCGUACGCCAAAAGAUUUUAUGAAUAUUCCGCAUUUGCAGAAGCAGCUCUUGCUUUCAGCCAUAGAUUCUGUGAAUGCACAUUCAAAAGAGGGAGGUGUGAUUACGUACUCAACAUGCUCUGUGACUGUUGACGAGGAUGAAUGUGUUGUAGAUUAUGCUCUUAGGAAGAGGCCAAACGUUAAAUUGGUGGACACUGGACUUGCAAUCGGUAAGGAAGGAUUUACGUCCUACAGGGGAAAAAAAUUCCACAAGAGUCUUUCACUAACGAGAAGGUACUUCCCACAUGUCUAUAAUGUUGACGGAUUUUAUGUUGCCAAGUUUCAAAAGAUCGCUCCAAGUCCUCAUGAUAAAUCUAAGGCUGGUGCUGCUGAGAAGGAGAAGGCUAUAAGAGCAGACGAAGAGGAAGAAGGAAUCAUUUUCAACGACUUUGCCAAAUUUGACGAGACCCAGGAUAAACAGUUGAUGAAAGAUUCGUUGAGUAGAAGUCUUAAGAGAAAGGGUAUUAAUCCUAAAUCCGUUAAUAUCGAUCAGAAGCUAGAAAGGGUGGAGGAGAAAGUUGAUGAAGCUGAAAAGAAGGAUGAUUAG
Molecule: messenger RNA, 1950 nt
Organism: Brettanomyces bruxellensis
Lineage: Eukaryota; Fungi; Ascomycota; Pichiomycetes; Pichiales; Pichiaceae
Gene: NOP2
Product: rRNA (cytosine-C5-)-methyltransferase nop2
Exons: 1
Coding region: 1-1950 (649 amino acids)
Biological process (GO): rRNA base methylation; maturation of LSU-rRNA
Cellular component (GO): nucleolus
Molecular function (GO): rRNA (cytosine-C5-)-methyltransferase activity; RNA binding
Source: RefSeq, a predicted model, not a curated record